Messenger RNA from Botrytis deweyae, 826 nucleotides. RefSeq lists its product as uncharacterized. Lineage: Eukaryota; Fungi; Ascomycota; Leotiomycetes; Helotiales; Sclerotiniaceae. The transcript is spliced from 3 exons. The record is from RefSeq and is a predicted model, not a curated record. Bases 100 to 543 code for a protein of 147 amino acids.
CACAUCAUUUAAUGUGAUACGGACAAAGCCCUCAACAAAUCCCCCUGUACCCCGUCCCGUAUAAUUACCUACUUCGUAUAUUACCUAAGUACUUACGGAAUGUCUACUCAUGGGUUGAGCCGAUUCGUCGGUAUGUUCGAGCCACAUCCGGAAGAUAGAUUACAUUUGCGCUUACACAGAGCGAGAUCCGUUAUUUUAACGGCGCAAGAGCUUGUGGAAAUUCGAGCCGCACAAAGAACCUUCGAGGGAGCAUAUAUAAGGACUGCUUUGGGACAAUUUAGUUUCGCUUUGGUAGUAUUAAAGAUCUUUACGGCCGAAUUCUACAGUAUUGGGGCCUUAUUUGCGACAUACGGAGCCGGCAUUCUAAUGGUCAGCCUGUAUAGGAGGUAUGAGGGCAACAGGCAAUUCUUCAGCGAGAUAGAUGGGGAUGGCAUGGGAAGGAAGAAAUUCAGGACCAGUGGGAAUGCCGUGGUUGUUUUGACGACGCUGAGUCUUGUGGCUUAUGUUUUACUGAUUGGGUUGACCAUAAGGCUCGAGACCUGAAAUCCAUGAUCGAGCUGACUACAUGUGCGGCAUAAUCAAUGGAACAUAUAUUUCACGCGGCACAGGGGCCAUUUUGGGGUCUAGAGACGAGAUGAUCGAUCUUAUGGCUCUGAUCGGUUGAUAGAGGCAAAGCCGAGGGAAGCAAAAGAGCCAUCGAAAUUCGGCAUUGAUUGGAACCAUUUUUCAGAAACAAAAUCCGAUGCGGCAUACCUUUUCAAUCCAAUUCUAUAUGAGGUUCGCGACAGUUACUUUUUCAAAACUUCGAGAAGUUGAUCAUCUACAC